GAAGAAAGGACGCAAGGUUGGUGAUGUCGUUUGCCCUGCGACACAAACACCGUGCUUGUAGCAUGUAGCAGCAGUUUCAAGCUACUUUACUGGAUUUUUUUUUCGCCGGGGGAUUGAAACGAUUAUGCAAGGACCGCCGAUGACUCUGUGACGAUGUGACAGCCAGCCGUGUCUCGGUGCUGUGUUGUGGAGCAGUGCAUGUCCCGGCCGCAGGACGUGGAGGAGGGCAGGCGGAGGCUCUGAGUCGGUGUCCGGGAUGGAGACCUGGACCCCCAACCCCCGAGCCAAGCCCUUCAUCCCGCGCCAACAAAGGAGCCUGUACCUCACCUGGAAAUACAAACUGACCAACAAGAGGACGAUUCGUCGGUUCUGUCAGGCUGGUGCUGUGUUGUUUCUGCUGAUAACUGUUAUAGUCAACAUUAAACUCAUCUUGGACACAAGAAGAGUAGCUAAUGAAGAUGCAGCAGCCCAAGAAUAUGAGGAUGCAGUACCCAACAUGGAGACACCACGCAGGCCGGCUAAUGGACGCAAGGUCCUGGACAUUGAGGUGUACUCCAGCCGCUCUAAGGUCUACGUGGCAGUGGAUGGAACCACUGUUUUGGAGGAUGACAUGCGGGAGCAAGGCAGAGGCAUCCAUGUGAUAGUUCUCAACCAGGCAACUGGUCAUGUCAUGGCCAAGAGGAUAUUUGACACUUACUCCCCCCAUGAGGAUGAAGCCAUGAUCCUCUUCCUCAACAUGGUGACCCGGGGUCGAGUCCUCAUCUUUACCAUAAAGGAUGAAGGCACGUUCCACCUUAAGGAUGCUGCCAAGAACCUGCUGAAAAGUCUCGGCAGCCAGGUGUCCCUCAACCUCAGCUGGAGGGACAUGUGGACUCUGGUGGUGAAGAAAGGAGGUCAGGUGUAUGGAGAGAAGCACUCAAAGUCUCCAGCUCUGUCCACAUGGGGAGACCCAGUGCUGCUGAAGACUGAGGUACAGCUCACAGCUUCUGAAGAGGCAGAGUGCCACUGGGCAGACACCGAACUCAACAGGAGGAGGAAGCUCUUCUGCAGCAAAGUGGAAGGAUACGGCAGCAUCUGCAGCUGCAAGGACCCAGCCCCCAUAGAGUUCAAUCCUGACCCUCUCCCCAACAAUAACGUCCUCAACGUCCCAGUGGCUGUCAUUGCAGGGAACAGACCAAACUAUCUCUACCGAAUGCUGAGGUCACUUCUUUCAGCUCAUGGUGUCAACCCGCAGAUGAUCACUGUCUUCAUUGAUGGAUAUUAUGAGGAGCCUAUGGAUGUUGUGGAGCUGUUUGGCCUGAAAGGAGUUCAACACACACCCAUCAGCAUCAAGAAUGCCAGAGUGUCCCAGCACUAUAAAGCGAGUCUGACUGCAACCUUCAACCUUCACCCAGAUGCCAAUUUUGCCAUCGUCCUGGAAGAAGACCUGGAUAUCUCCAUUGACUUCUUCAGUUUUCUGAGUCAGACCAUCCACCUGUUGGAUGAGGACGACAGUCUGUACUGUAUCUCAGCCUGGAAUGACCAGGGCUAUGAGCACACUGCAGAGGACCCAGCCCUGCUCUACAGAGUGGAGAGUAUGCCUGGCCUGGGCUGGGUGCUGAAGAAGAGCCUCUACAAAGACGAACUGGAGCCAAAAUGGCCGACACCUGAGAAGCUGUGGGACUGGGAUAUGUGGAUGCGAAUGCCGGAGCAGAGGAAGGGCAGAGAAUGCAUCAUCCCUGACGUGUCCCGCUCUUACCACUUUGGCAUCAUCGGCCUCAACAUGAAUGGAUAUUUCCAUGAGGUGUAUUUCAAGAAACACAAAUUCAACACUGUUCCCAAUGUGCAGCUGAAGAAUGUUGACAGCCUGAAGAAAGAUGCUUAUGAAGUGGAAAUCCAAAAUCUGUUGAAGGAGGCUGAGGUGCUGGACCACACUAAGAACCCAUGUGAGGACUCGUUCCUGCCAGACUCUGAGGGGAAGAUCUACGUCAUGUUUAUUAAGAUGGAAACAGAGACAGACACAUCCACCUGGACCGAGCUCGCAAAGUGCCUGCAUGUUUGGGACCUGGAUGUUCGAGGAUACCACAAAGGCCUGUGGAGGCUGUUCAGGAAAAGGAAUCAUGUCCUGGUGGUGGCCGUGCCGAUCUCUCCAUAUUCUGUGAAGAAACCAGCCAGUGUCACGCCCAUUCACUUAGAGCCUCCACCCAAAGAAGAGGGAGCACCGGUGGAACAGAUGUAGACCUGAUGUUACACUGACACAAACACACACACAAACACACACUCUUGAACCAACCCGGGCCUUAACUCUUCUUCACCUUUCUCCACCAAACCACUAAAAGUCCAGCCUGGGACCCACAACUACAAAACUGACUUUUCCUAGAUGUUGAACUUGUGCCCAAUAGGAUACCUGGGAAAUGAAGUCCUACUGUUUUUUUUCCCCUUUUUUUUAAACAAAGGAGGGAUUAACACUACACACUGCACUACUAAAGCCGUCCAGUGGCUUGAGAUGGAACGGUGAUGCUGAACCAGUUUUGGUUAAACGUGACUGUACAACCAAAACAGCAUAUGACAGACUACAUUUUCUGUUUCCGUGACAACUGUGGGAAGAGCUGCAGUCUGUUUAAUUUCAAUUCAAGCUGUAACUUUUCAACAACAAUGGUACAAAUGACACAAACACUCUCUGACCAGUUUUUCUUUUUUUCACUACUGAGUGCUUUGUCCAUCUUGUACAUAUGUUUUAACUUAUCUCUAUUUAUUUUGCAUCUCUCAGUCAAAAUGAGUUUAGUGUUUUUUUUUAAAAAAAAUCCUCUUUUAUCAAGAUCAGUGCGUUUUUUAAGAGCCUAACGUUUACAGAUAAUGAAAUAAUAAUGUAUAUACAUGCCUAUAUAUUUUUUGAUGAAAAAUUUAAAGGGUCAGCAUAUUUUUCAGCAUUAGAUAUUGAGUUUGAGUGAAAGAGUUGAUAACAGCCCUGUGGGUUUUUACUAUUAUUGACUGCUUAGGUCAGUUGCCUCGGGUCAAGCUUCAUGAGGGAAACUCAACGGUGGUUAAGAGACAGGAACAUUAGAAAACAUUCACAGCUUUAACACCAUAUAUUGCAGUUAGAAACAUAGCAAAAACAGAAAUGCUGUGAUCCAUUAUGUGUACCCUGUGUGUAGAAAAAUGACUUAUUGUUUGACAUCUACAAGGGCUGGGUGUUCUGAAAGGUAUUUGGUACCAAAAUCUGUAUAAAUCUCCUAUCAAGCCAACAUUACACCACCCUGCAUUUACACUACAAGGAAAAAAAGAUUUUAUUUUUGAAUUGAUUGAAUAUUAUUGUGGCUUUACCAAAAUAUAAUUGUAUUUUUGCUGCUCAGUUAUUUGCUUUAUGUGUAGAAAACUAACUUUCAGGGAGUCUUGCACGGUGAACGGAUACAUCUUUCUAGAUGCAACAUGUGUUAAAUCUGUGAGUUGUUUUUCUGAAUUGGGUGCUUUCUUUGGUGUGUGUGUGUAUUGUGGUCUCUCUCAGCCAACACAGAAGCUGGAGGCUCCAACACUUGAACAGUACAUGGCGACAUAAGCCAGGUUAUACACUCUCAUCUAGAUAGAAUACAGAACGCCCAUGUGGGUGUGUGCAGCCUUCAGAUAACUAUCAGAGUUACCACAUCACAGAAGAGACAGACAGAUAUUAAAGGGUCCUCAUGUAUUUUAUGACUUAAAAACAGCUCUGACCAGAAAACAGCAGCAGUGUUAACUCAUCUUUGUAACAGGUAUUGGUUCUGUUAUUUGCCUUAUUCUUUUGUCAUGGCCUUCAUCUGUGGUGGAAAUGUUGGGUGGUAUAUCACGGGCCAGUUGUCAACAACCAAAUUCAUACUCCAAGCUGAACUAAACAUUUCAAAUCUGUCGGCGUGAUCACAAUUGCUGCUAUUUAUUAGGUCCAUCAUCUCAAGAUCAUAACUUAAGUAUACUGCAAUACAACAAGCAUUUUUUUCUUUGUUAUUUAGACACCUAAGAUAACAGUCAUCUAGUUAUCUGGAAUGAGCGAUCUCAUAAUUAUUUCAUAAAAAUGCAAUGUACUUGUAAGCAGCCAUGUUUGUUAAUGUAUUAGCUGUUGGAACUCCGACCAUGAAGCACCUGUAACUGGUGCUUGAGAACACAGUAUAAUGUAGCAUAAAUAAAACCUAAUGAUAUAUGAUUAAUGAACAAAUCCUAACAGUAUUAUAAUGCAUGUAUUGCCUGUUUAUGCACAUGAUGUAAAUACAUUAUGUUAUGUUCUCAAGCAUCUAUUAUCUGUUCAUACACUGGUUAUGAAUGCUUCAUAGAAGGAGUUAUUCUUGUUGACGAAGUAAUGAAUCUGCUUACAACUACACUAUAAUGUGAUCACCUAUUCAUUAAUACACAGCCUGACACUAGGAGAGGCUAAAUACGUUUUUCCCUGAAUCAGACUUGAUAAAAUCCACUCAGUCUGUCCCUGUAGUGUUCUGACGGUUUCAUCUAAAAGAGCAGUGGGUUUUUAUUUUUUUUAUGAGGAAGAGGAAAUGCUGAGGUCGUCACCUGCUCCGUCUCAGCUGAACAUAACACUGUACCGACUAAAUGAAUGAGUGUGUGAAUCAUGUUUUAAUGCAGCUCGAUCAGUUGUUUGAUUUUAAUGUGCGUAUUUUGUGUGUUCUGACAACCACAUAUUUACUGUCUGCAGUCAGAUAAUCCAAUCAGACACUUAUUCAACAGUAUUACAGCCUGUUUCGUGACUGAAUUAAUGAAUAGUUGUGUCCUGAAAAUUUCAGUUUAGUUUUAAGACAGUGAAGAAGUAGAAUCAGUCCUCUUUUUCAUUUUCGUCUUCGACUUCUCUCUAAUUUCUGUAGUGGUAUGUGUCCUUCUCUCUGUCAGAUCCAGAGGGUCAAACUGAAUCAUUGUCUCCUCAGCAAUACAGAUGAUUUUGUUGAAAGCUUUGACAUAAUUUGGAAAAUACUGGGAGGUACCUUGUAUGAGUGACAAUGAGGAUCUGUGGACAGUUAAAGAUGCAGUUUGAUGUGAGAGUUCCUUUAACUUUUAUCAUGGAAAUGAAUAAAGAUGUUUUUUACAGAG
Messenger RNA from Lates calcarifer (barramundi perch), 5040 nucleotides. It is a transcript of the gene pomgnt1, whose product is annotated as protein O-linked mannose N-acetylglucosaminyltransferase 1 (beta 1,2-). Lineage: Eukaryota; Metazoa; Chordata; Actinopteri; Centropomidae. Gene Ontology annotation, molecular function: beta-1,3-galactosyl-O-glycosyl-glycoprotein beta-1,3-N-acetylglucosaminyltransferase activity. The record is from RefSeq and is a predicted model, not a curated record. Gene Ontology annotation, cellular component: Golgi membrane. Gene Ontology annotation, biological process: protein O-linked glycosylation via N-acetylgalactosamine.